AUGCGGAAACCCUCGGCUUGUGCUGCGUGCCGGGCCCGCAGGCGUAAGUGUCAAACUCGCGAGGGCCUCAUUGACUGCGUUUACUGCGACGAGAGGGGCAUCAAAUGCGAUCAAAGACCGCCCGAGGGAGGCUACUAUGAGCAACGAGAGAAUCAGCGUAAAGAACGCCUGGUAGAAGAGCGGAACCUAUCCGUACAUCAGCAAAGUAGUCACAGCGCAGCAGCCGAAAGUGCAUCGUCUGCAUCUCAAAGUGGUGGCUGGUGCACCCGUUGUGAGACUACUUCACAUGCCGCCGCCGCACUGCCCAGUCUGCCGGUCCGGCUGGACCUCGUCAGACUCUACUUUGACUACAUCCAUGACCAGUUCCAUUCCCUCUUCCAUCGGCCGAGUUUCAUUGAGGAUGCACUCGGCGACCGAGUGCACCACAGCAUCCUUUAUGGUAUCUGCGCGCUAUCUGCGAGAUUCUCAACCGACCCGCAGUUUGCAGAUGUUGACCCUCGAGACAGAAGCCAUGCUUACAUACGAGCUGCCGAGGCACUUCUAAACCUACGUGAUGUAUCUCUCCCAACGAUACAACUCUGCGUGUUGAUAGGGGCAGCAUUGACUGCCAAUGGCGAUGGAGAAUCAGAAAACAUCUACUACGGCGUCGCAUGCCGCAUGGCGCAGCUGCUGGACCUGCCAGGCAGACCGGCUACCAGUCUCUUGGAACGAGAGAUCAACAUACGGGGUAUGAUUGAGCCUCCAUUUCCCAUUGUUUACCCGUUGGCCACGUUCAUCUUCUGGUGGUCGCUCUGCAUGAUCGACGUGUGGUCCUCCACUGCGGUGAAGUUACCCAAGCUGCUCCCGGCGAGAUCCGAUAUCCCCUUGCCGAUGGACGAUCUACCGUUUCUCUCGUUGAGCCGCAGCGGAUCCGGAGUAACGGGUACGGCAUCGGCCGCCCAAAGCUCUCAACUCCUCUCGCAGAUGGUGAGACUCAACAGGAUCCUGUUGGAUGUCAACGACUUUAACCAGCGUUGCGUUGCGGAUAAUCCUACCUGGGAUGUCCUCGAGCAGGGCGUUGAGUCUCUGAGAAUAAGAAUGGAAGACUGGCUCGCCGCACUCCCGGCGAAUAUGCGUGAUACCCCGGAAAACUUUGCCUGGUUUGCGGCCCGUGGCCAGGGCCGGACAUACGCGGCCGUUUACCUAGGCUACUACCACUUUGGCCAGCUCUUGUAUUACCAGUUUCUCUACGGCGCGGCGGCGACGACAGCCAUCAACCCCACUGCCUCAGCCUCUGUCGCAAGGAGGGACUCGUACGCGAAGCGCUGCAAGGAACACGCGGCUCGGUUAUGUGACAUGGUCUACCGCGCCCAGACAACAGCCGGGUCGGACGUGCGGUACACGAUGACGGCGCAUGUACUCGUCAUUGCGUCGACGGUACAGAUUCACACACUCUUGUUCAGUGGGGAUGAGGCGGAUAUCAGUGUGGCUCGGAGGCGCCUGGAGAGAAAUUUCGAGUUGCUGAUGCAGCUACGGUGUUACUGGCCUACUACUGACCGGGCCAUCAGCCGUCUAAGAGCAUUCCAUCAGACGGCACGUACGAGCAUCGACACGAGUUUCGUUCUGGACCGUUGGAUGUUGAGGUUCCUGGUUGAGUUCGCGGAGCCAAUGGAAGAAAAGGAACGCGGAGACGGGGAGGCGAUGGAGUCAUUGUGGAUGGACGGGCCCCCGGUGAGGGGAGCCGGACCUGUGUAG
This is a messenger RNA of Colletotrichum costaricense, 1734 nucleotides long. Its product is annotated as ZnF3. The coding region runs from base 1 to 1734 and encodes 577 amino acids. Gene Ontology annotation, biological process: regulation of DNA-templated transcription; DNA-templated transcription. Gene Ontology annotation, cellular component: nucleus. Lineage: Eukaryota; Fungi; Ascomycota; Sordariomycetes; Glomerellales; Glomerellaceae. The transcript is spliced from 4 exons. Gene Ontology annotation, molecular function: DNA-binding transcription factor activity, RNA polymerase II-specific; zinc ion binding; DNA binding. The record is from RefSeq and is a predicted model, not a curated record.